UAGAUCUCUCUCUCUCUCCCCCUCGUGUGUUAUAUAACUCAGCCACCAACUCUUUUCCUCUCUACCUCACUCUCCACUACUCUCCUCAAGCGGUAGCAAUGUCCGCCGCCACCGCUUCUUCCUCGAUCUCCGUCGCCACCAAUUCUCUCAAGAACGUGUCUCUCUCCUCCAGAUCGCCUCUGCCUUCCGCGAUCUCCGUCGCUUUCCCUAACCGCGGACGCAAUACUCUUCACCGGCGGCUCGUUCUCGUUUCGUGCACCGCUGCAGAUGGAUCUAAGCCUACCAUCCUUGUUGCUGAGAAGCUCGGUGAGGCUGGUGUAAAGCUCUUGGAGGAUUUCGCGAAUGUUGACUGUUCGUAUAACAUGACCCCCGAGGAGCUCAACACUAAGAUCUCGCUCUGUGAUGCGUUGAUCGUGCGGAGUGGCACUAAGGUUGGCCGUGAGGUCUUCGAAUCCUCUCGCGGACGGUUAAAGGUUGUUGGACGCGCUGGUGUUGGGAUCGACAACGUGGAUCUGAGUGCAGCCACGGAGUUUGGGUGUUUGGUUGUCAACGCGCCGACGGCCAACACGAUCGCUGCUGCUGAGCACGGAAUCGCUCUUAUGGCCGCCAUGGCUAGGAACGUUGCACAAUCUGAUGCGUCUGUUAAGGCUGGAGAGUGGAAGAGGAGCAAGUACGUGGGUGUUUCCCUUGUGGGCAAGACCCUUGCGGUGUUGGGAUUCGGGAAAGUUGGGACUGAAGUUGCUCGACGUGCCAAGGGUCUUGGUAUGCGUGUCAUUGCUCAUGAUCCCUAUGCCCCAGCAGAUCGUGCACACGCCAUUGGAGUUGAUUUAGUGAGCUUCGAUGAAGCACUUGCCACCGCUGACUUCAUUUCUCUUCACAUGCCUCUUACGCCAACAACAUCGAAGAUACUAAACGAUGAAACCUUUGCCAAAAUGAAGAAGGGAGUUCGCAUCGUCAAUGUUGCUCGUGGAGGUGUCAUUGACGAAGAUGCAUUAGUGAGAGCUCUGGAUUCUGGCAUUGUUGCUCAGGCUGCACUUGAUGUUUUCACAAAAGAGCCACCGUCUAAAGACAGCAAGCUCGUGCAACACGAGAGGGUAACUGUGACACCUCAUCUUGGAGCCAGUACCAUGGAGGCUCAGGAAGGAGUUGCCAUCGAAAUUGCUGAAGCUGUUGUUGGAGCUCUGAAUGGAGAGCUUGCUGCUACUGCAGUCAAUGCACCUAUGGUGUCUGCUGAGGUUCUAACCGAGCUGAAACCAUAUGUGGUUCUAGCCGAGAAACUAGGAAGACUGGCAGUGCAAUUGGUGGCUGGAGGAAGCGGUGUGAAAAACGUAAAAAUCACAUACGCCUCAGCACGAGCUACUGAUGAUCUUGACACCAGACUUCUACGAGCCAUGAUAACCAAGGGAAUCAUCGAGCCAAUCUCUGACGUAUAUGUCAACUUGGUCAACGCUGAUUUCACAGCCAAGCAGAGAGGUCUCAGACUCUCAGAGGAACGUGUUCUCUUGGAUGGUUCACCAGAGAGCCCGUUGGAGACAAUAACUGUUCAGCUAGGCAAUGUGGAGUCCAAAUUCGCCAGUUCAUUAUCUGAAUCAGGAGAGGUGAAAGUGGAAGGAAGGGUUAAAGACGGAGUGCCGCAUUUGACAAAGGUGGGAUCUUUUGAGGUAGAUGUGACACUUGAAGGUAGUAUCAUACUGUGCAGGCAGGUGGAUCAACCGGGUAUGAUCGGGACAGUGGGAAGCAUCCUUGGAGAGUCAAACGUCAACGUAAACUUCAUGAGCGUUGGGAGAAUCGCACCGAGGAAGCAAGCAAUUAUGGCAAUUGGAGUAGACGACCAACCAAGCAAGGAUACACUCAAGAAGAUUGGGGAAAUUCCUGCGGUUGAGGAGUUCGUUUUCCUCAAGCUCUAGUUUGUUUGGUGUUGUUGAUUCUUGAAUCUUGAAUAUCUUAAAAUCUCACGGGUGAAGAUUUGGAGUUGUUUGUUGGGUUUAGGCAAUAAUGUUAUAUUUUGGCUUUCUACAGUUUUGGUAACGUUGAGAGUAGUGUCUCUUUCAUGUUUUCAACUUUAUUAUGGUUUCUAUUAUUUGAGUGUUUGCUUAUUUCUUCUCUGAA
This is a messenger RNA of Capsella rubella, 2109 nucleotides long. Its product is annotated as D-3-phosphoglycerate dehydrogenase 1, chloroplastic. Gene Ontology annotation, cellular component: chloroplast stroma. The transcript is spliced from 4 exons. The coding region runs from base 99 to 1907 and encodes 602 amino acids. Gene Ontology annotation, biological process: L-serine biosynthetic process. Gene Ontology annotation, molecular function: NAD binding; phosphoglycerate dehydrogenase activity. The record is from RefSeq and is a predicted model, not a curated record. Lineage: Eukaryota; Viridiplantae; Streptophyta; Magnoliopsida; Brassicales; Brassicaceae.